This is a messenger RNA of Vespa velutina, 3032 nucleotides long. RefSeq names its product diuretic hormone 44 (gene Dh44). Lineage: Eukaryota; Metazoa; Arthropoda; Insecta; Hymenoptera; Vespidae. Bases 618 to 1103 code for a protein of 161 amino acids. The transcript is spliced from 5 exons. The record is from RefSeq and is a predicted model, not a curated record. Gene Ontology annotation, molecular function: hormone activity. Gene Ontology annotation, cellular component: extracellular region.
GCCGUCGACGUUACACGUCGUUAGUACUCCGAACGGUGAGGAACUCCGGCGACGUGCCACCUGUUAAAGCUGCCCUGUUAUAGUCUUUGACCAAGUAAAGAGAAAAAAAAAGAUAAAGAAAAGAAUAUAGAGGCACCCUCUUUUUUUUCUCUCUUUUUCUCUCUUAAUCUCUCUUUUUGUCUAUCUAUAUAUCUAUCUAUUCAUCUAUUCAUCCGUCUAUCUGUCUAUAUAUCCGUCUUUAUCUUUUACUACUUUCGGUGAUCCGUUCCUCUUAUCUCGUUUCGAACUCUUCAGUUCGAAGUGGAGAACGCGACCUUGAAGGACGACGUAUCGAUCGAAGGAUAAAAAGAAGAGGAGAAGGAGAUAAGUAUUGACUGACAAAAGGGGAUAGAAGGAAUCUUUGAUAGAUUCUACGUGGAAAGUUGACAUUCUUCUUUCCUUCAUUCUAAUCUGAAAGCUGUUACUUCGAAGGAGAGCUUCUUCGCUAAGAAAAGGGGAAUUGAAAAUUCUUCGAAAAAUCUCACGCAUUUUGUUUGCCUAUUCUUAGAUAAAUAUGUUGUCGAUAUUACAAAUAAAGUGAAAUGAUCAACGGAAAUUGAUUCAGUGAUUGCAUAAGGAUGAUUUUAAUCACUAUCUUAGUAACAUCAGCAAUGAUCACUAUGACGCGUUCUGCGCCAGCUGUACAUCUCCCAAAGGAAACUGGGAAUUUUCCGGAAGUGCUAUGGCUCGUUAAUCAGCGAAUGCCAGAAUUAGAGAGAGAGAUGUAUGAAUCGAGCAACGAUCCUGGCCCGACGAUACUCAGGACGAAAAGGAUCGGUUCUUUGUCGAUCGUAAAUAAUUUCGAUGUUCUUAGAGAGAGAAUACUUUUGGAAAUAGCUCGUAGAAAGGCUUUGCAAGAUCAACGACAAAUCGAUGCUAACAGACAGAUUCUCGAUAGCAUCGGCAAGAGAUCAGUACCAUCUUACGAGGAUUACACAUCCUCGUCUCGUCCUCGAACUUCGGAAAGAAUCUACGAUUGGCUCAGCGAAAAUGACUCCCUUCUUGGAAAUCGUCAUAGCAAUCAAGACCGCAGGGUAGCAAGCAACGAAUUACUCUGGUUGUAACCAUAUGCGAACCAAUCGAAGAAAAACUAUUGAAAUCCAGAUUUGGCAGGCAACCUCUCGCUUUUCCAAGUUUUACGAGCCGCAAAUUUUGUUCCCAUACCAUUACGAAUUCUUCUUAUAGAGCUUUUAUCUGAUCUAUCAGUCUCGCGCGUUUCUCAGGUUCUAAUAGGCAGCUAUAAUAUAGCGUGACGAAUGAUGAAAAAUAAAAAAAAAAAAAAAAAAAUUAAAAAAUUAAAAAGAAACAAAAAAAAGGAAGAAAAAAGCGAAUAAUAUAAUGAACACAGUAAUAUCAGCGACAUUUCAAGGUUACAUUCACAAAGUCAAUUUUCAAAGACGAUUCAAUUGCGAUGUAUAUGAGUCGUCAAAACGAAACAGUAUUAUAUUUUGUGAUCUUUCUUUUAUAUUAAUUAUUUUAUCGUUUCUAUAAUGUCUACGAUAAACACUAUAUUGUUAUUUUGUUUUGUUUUUUUUCUCCUCUUGACUAGACCAAAAAAAAAAUAUCGUUUCGUUGUUAAAUAACUCAAUUUGUUUCAUAUAAUUUAGGUAUUCGAACCAUUGAAGAAUUAAGACUUUUCAUUUUCGUCAUCACAAUUAUUCAUCCCCUAUAAUACGAUUAAUCAUUAUUUAUUUGUCUAACUAUAAUAUUCUCUAUUUAUAAUAGUUUCAUAAAAUAUUUACGUUUGUAUUAGAUAUUCUCUGUAGUAAUCUCCGAAAAUAGAUUUUACUAUUUUAAAAGUUUAUGUCCGUUCUAGUUUUAUUACGAAAGUAACUUGAUAAAAGAUGUAAUUAUGCGUUUGCUAUGAUGAAAAACUUUAAAAAAAGAUAUAUAUAUAUAUAUAUAUACACAUCUAUAUUAAAAAAAAAAAAUGUUAUUAUUAAAUAGCAACUCGAAGAGAGAGAAAAGAAAACAAGAAAAAAAAGAAGAAAAAAAAAAGAUCAAUAGAAACAUUUGUUCUAUAUUAGAUUAUAGUAAGAAAUAUUUAACAUUAGCAAAAUGACGAUAGAACAGCCUCAUCGUGUAACUUAGUUCUAAUUAAUUAGAGUUAGCAAUAGUAAUGUACCUUACGCCUCGGUGAUACAUCGAAUGCUAGCCGAUUAUUAUUAUCAUUAUUCAGUCCUUUAUAGCAGCGAAUAACUUUCAGGAAAACUCGAAAACCGAUACAAACAAAAAAAAGGAAAAAACACAGAUAAUAAAUAAAUGUAUGCACGUUAAAUAGUUGACACUUGCUAUUUAAUAUUUACCGUUCGUGUUUUUUCUUAUUAUUUUUUAUUGUUGGUUUCUUCUUUUCUUUUCUUUUGCGAGAUUGUUUACUCGGAAAUAUUUUAAUUAUGAAAAAACAUGUCUCUUUCUCUCUCCCUCUCUCUCUCUCUCUCUUUCGAAUAAAGAAAUUCUUUCAUUAAAGCUAAAGUAAAAGUUUGAAAUUCGCGCGUUAUUAACGUUUCCGGCAAUGCCUGUACACAUCGAUGUUUAAAAAUUAAGACUUACCUGUGCAAUGUUACAUCUCUUCUCGUCAACGACGAUUUUAAUCUGCAUAUUGUGUAUCAUGUUUGUAUAUUACAUUGUACAUUACACGCAAAGAAAGAUACGAAUGUAUAUGUAUGUUAUGUAUAUCUAUAUAUAUACAUAUACAUAUACAUACGUACACAUACAUAGAUUGCAAUCUUUUCGACGAAUCUUUCGAUUAAUUUAACGAUAAAUUCAGAAUAUCUUCGAAACUUCUUCCAAUGAUAUAACUCAAAUUUAUUUAUUAUAUUUUUAAUGAUAGUUUAAAAAAAAAAAUAUCGUCAUAUUUUAUUUAAACAGAUAUGUAUGUCUAUCGAUACGUUCCUAAAAGUAUAUCAUUUCGUCGGUAGACCGAAAAUAAAAUUUAAUAUAAGUUCUACGAUGUGUGAUUUUAAACGUGAUAAUAAAUUUUAUUUAAUGUACAA